Molecule: messenger RNA, 1086 nt
Organism: Parascedosporium putredinis
Lineage: Eukaryota; Fungi; Ascomycota; Sordariomycetes; Microascales; Microascaceae
Source: the annotation of a GenBank genome assembly
AUGGCGCCCUCGAAACAAAUUGCCAAGACCUCUCAGGUUGAGGCACAAAUUGAUCCUGAUCAGACCCUGAAGGCAUCAAAGGCUCUCCUGGCCCACAUCAAAAAGGCGUCGGAGGAACAGACAAAGACCACCGGGAAGAAGAAUAUCCUUGAUGAGAUUGAAGAAGAUGGAAGCCUCACACUCGCCGAAACCCCAAUCUGGUUGACUCUCACUACCAAGCGCCACAUUGUCGAUACCAACCGCUUGAAGCCCGCCAAGAUCUCCCUCCCGCACUCCCUCCACACCAAUGUCCACGAAUCGAUCUGCAUCAUCACGGCCGACCCUCAGAGAGCGUACAAGAAUAUUGUUGCGUCUGACGAAUUCCCCGCCGAGCUAAGGGCGAGGAUAGGACGGGUCAUCGGCUACAGCAAGCUGAGGGCCAAGUAUAGGCAGUACGAGGCCCAGCGCCAACUCUUUGGCGAGCAUGACAUCUUCCUUGGCGAUGACAGGAUAAUCAACCGACUUCCCCAGGCUCUGGGUAAGACGUUCUAUAAGACGACAGCAAAGCGACCUAUUCCCAUCGUCCUCCAAAAGUCGCGACCCAAGGCCAAGGCGAAGAAGACGCCAAAGCAAAAGGACGAUGAGGAUGCCAUCAGCUCUGCCCUCGUCGCCCUCACCCCAUCCACCAACACUUCCAUCAAGGUCGGCUACGCCUCUUGGAAGCCCGAGCAGCUCGCCGAAAAUAUUCAGGCUGUUGCCUCCGCCUUGGUCGAGAACCACGUUCCUAAGAAGUGGAACAACGUCAAAAGCAUCUACGUCAAGGGCUCUGAGACCACGGCGCUCCCUAUCUGGCAGACUGAGGAACUCUGGGUCGACGGUAAAGACGUCAUUGCCGACGCCGACGCCAAGGCCCUUGAGGGACCCGAGAAGGCGAAUGUUGGAAAGAAGCGAAAGACCAUUGAGGGAGUCAAGGAAGGCAAGAAGGGGCCCUUGAGUAAGAAGCAAAAGGUGCCUGAGAGCAACGACGAUACUCUGAAGAAGCAGAUCGCCGAGACAAAGACGAGACUUCGGAAACAAAAGGAUAAGGCCAAGGCGGCGUUGGAUUGA